Dermatophagoides pteronyssinus (European house dust mite) is the source of this 1872-nucleotide messenger RNA. RefSeq names its product 4-pyridoxate dehydrogenase-like. Lineage: Eukaryota; Metazoa; Arthropoda; Arachnida; Sarcoptiformes; Pyroglyphidae. The record is from RefSeq and is a predicted model, not a curated record. Gene Ontology annotation, molecular function: flavin adenine dinucleotide binding; oxidoreductase activity, acting on CH-OH group of donors.
UUCAUUUUGGAUUUUGAGUUUGAAACAAACAAACAAACAAACAAAAAUGAUGAUGAUACCUGCAACAGCAUCAAUGACUGUUAUGUUAUUAACAGUUGCCUAUUAUGCAUUACGUCGUCAAACUAAUCAUAAUUAUUUUGUAAAUAGUCCAUUACCGGUAAAUGAAUCAAAUUUUGAUUUUAUUAUUAUUGGUGGUGGUACUGUUGGUUGUAUAUUAGCAAAUCGUCUUACUACCGAAUUAAAUGCAACAGUUUUAAUGUUAGAAGCUGGUGGUCCACAAUCAGUUAUUACUGAUAUGAUUGGUAAUACACAAUAUUUGAUUGGUGGUGAAUUUGAUUGGAAUUAUCAUGUUCAACAACAACAUUAUGCUGGUCUUGCAUAUCCGAAUUUUACCAUUACCAGAGGUAAAGUUCUUGGUGGUACAUCAACAACUCAAUGGGGUAUAUAUAAUCGUGGUAAUCCGAAUGAUUAUAAUAAUUGGUCACAACGUUAUGGACUAACAAAUAUGACAUGGCAAAUGGUUUUACCAUAUUUUUUAGCAUAUGAAAAUAAUACCGAUCAACAAUUACAAUCGAAUGGUUAUCAUCGUUCAGGUGGUUUAGUAUCAGUAUCAACUGAAACUGAACCUGAUCCGGUUCUUAUAGAUUUUCGUUCAUUAAUGAAUCGUCUUGGUUAUCCAACAAUCGAUUUGAAUGGCCAAACACAAUCCGGUACAGCAAUUGCACAAAUGUUUUAUAAUUCAGAUACUGGUAUUAAAUCAACAACAGCAAAUUCUUAUAUUGAAUCAAUUAAUCAAACCACAGGUUUAACAAUUAUAACACGUGCAUUUGUUGAACGUAUUUUAUUAACAAAUAAUUCACAUGCACAUGGUGUUGUAUUUAAACGUAACAAUACUGAAUAUCAUAUGUAUGCAAAUAAUGAAAUUAUCUUAACUGCUGGUCCAAUAAAUACACCACAAGUACUGAUGUUAUCUGGAAUUGGACCACGAAUUCAUUUGGAAGAAUUAAAUAUACCUGUUGUAAGAGAUUUACCUGUUGGUAAUAAUCUUCAGGAUCAGGUAUUUGUACCAUUAUAUUAUCGUAUUGAUAAUCAAACAACGAGACAAGUUGAUCCAUAUCCACGAUUUGAUGUAACAAAUCUUUAUGAAUAUUUUCAUAAUGCAUCUGGACCAUUGGCACAUCAUGCUGAUGGUGUAACAUAUUAUUCAUCAUCAGUGAAUCCAAAUGGAACCAAUUGGCCCGAUACAAUGAUUAUUUCAGUUGUUGAAUUUUUCAAUAAUCUUAAUGCAACCGUUGAGCAAUAUGCAUCAAAUCAAAAUGAAUGGAGACAAUAUUGGCAACCAUAUUCAAAUGAUGGUUAUUAUUUGGCAAUUGAUCCAGUACUGGCAAGACCAACAAGUCGUGGUACAGUACGAUUAAAUGCUACGAAUCCAUUAUCAGCACCAUUAAUCGAUCCAAAUUACCUGAGUAAUCGAACAGAUUUUGAAGCAUUAUUAGAUGUAACAAGAUUUAUUGUUCGUGCACUUCAACGUUAUCCAUUAACAGGUGUAAUGCAAUUUCCACCAAUACCUGGAUGUCCAUUAACUGGUUGUAAUUUAACAGAAACAUUAUGUGAAAUAUAUCUUCGUUGUCAUAUUAGACAAUUAUCGCGAAGUUAUUAUAAUUUUGCCGGUACAGCACGUAUGGGUUUAGCAAAUGAUACCGAAGCUGUUGUUGAUCCAGAAUUUCAUGUAAUUGGUUUUAAUAAUUUACGUAUUAUCGAUGCAUCAAUUAUACCUGAAAUACCAAAUGGUCAUAUUAUUGCUGCAACAAUUAUGUUAGGUGAAAAAGGUUCGCAGCUAAUUAUUCAAGAUAAUCAAUGAAUGAAAACAAA